This is a messenger RNA of Dioscorea cayenensis subsp. rotundata (Guinea yam), 1010 nucleotides long. RefSeq names its product vesicle-associated membrane protein 711-like. Gene Ontology annotation, biological process: vesicle-mediated transport. The transcript has 4 exons. Bases 33 to 695 code for a protein of 220 amino acids. NCBI's taxonomy places the organism in Eukaryota, Viridiplantae, Streptophyta, Magnoliopsida, Dioscoreales, Dioscoreaceae. Gene Ontology annotation, cellular component: membrane. The record is from RefSeq and is a predicted model, not a curated record.
GAGAGAGAGAGAGAGAGAGAGAGAGGUCGGCAAUGGCGAUCGUGUACGCGCUGGUGGCGCGGGGGACGGUGGUGCUGGCGGAGUUCAGCGCCGCAUCGGGCAACGCCGGCGCCAUCGCUCGCCAGAUCCUUGAGAAGAUCCCGGGAACCAACGACAGCAACGUCUCAUACUCACAGGAUCGGUAUGUGUUUCAUGUUAAGAGGACCGAUGGGAUCACCGUCCUUUGCGUCGCUGAUGAUUCCGCCGGCCGGAGAAUUCCUUUUGCCUUUCUUGAUGAUAUUCAUGGUAGAUUUGUGAAGACCUAUGGUCGUGCUUGUCACACUGCUCUUGCUUAUGCUAUGAAUGAUGAAUUCUCGAGGGUAUUGAGCCAACAAAUGGAGUACUAUUCAAGUGACCCUAAUGCUGAUAGGAUAAACCGGAUCAAAGGUGAAAUGAGUCAGGUGCGCAAUGUUAUGAUAGAAAAUAUUGACAAGGUUUUAGAAAGAGGUGAUCGGCUGGACUUGCUUGUAGAUAAAACUGCAAAUAUGCAAGGGAAUACGAUGCGUUUCAGAAGGCAAGCUCGCCGAUUUAGGAAUUCAGUGUGGUGGCGCAACGUAAAGCUCACGGUUAUCUUGGUCCUUAUCCUUUUGAUUAUUAUCUACGUCAUUGUUGCUUUCGCCUGCCAUGGAGUUACACUGCCAUCUUGUAUUGGGUAAAAAUGUUCAUAUUUUGUUUGCUGGUUAUGUUUUGUGCCCCAUCUCCGUUCCAUUAUUAUCAUCCGGUGUGCCCGAUGCAAAUAAUAGGUUUGCCAUUGUUUGCUUAUGUGAGAAUUUGCAAAGUUAUGCUGUUUGCUUCCUUUAUGACAUAAGAACAUGUUGUGAAUUGUGGUGCAGGUUCUGAUUCAUUCCCUAUAUAUAUAUUUUGUGUUCUAAAUUAUAUCUUUCUUGUUAUUUUCCUCUUUUUCUCCCCUAUUGGAAAUCUGCAGUGACAUGUGUUUGGAUUGCUGGAACAGAAAGCUUGAAUUAUUAUUA